Alternaria hordeiaustralica is the source of this 1155-nucleotide messenger RNA. RefSeq lists its product as uncharacterized. The transcript is spliced from 2 exons. Lineage: Eukaryota; Fungi; Ascomycota; Dothideomycetes; Pleosporales; Pleosporaceae. The record is from RefSeq and is a predicted model, not a curated record. Bases 1 to 1155 code for a protein of 384 amino acids. Gene Ontology annotation, molecular function: protein binding.
AUGGCAAGCCAACUCUCCGACCUCCCAGACGAGGUCCUUCUCCAGAUUUUGCACUACCUUCCCAAAAGUGUCAAGCACCCCAAUCCCCAAGCCGACUUACUGAAUGCGCUCUCGACGUGCAAGCAACUGGCGCCACUUGCCCGAGAGGUUCUCUUUUGCGCACCAAUACUGUACUCAAGUAAGGUCGACCACUUCCUCGCUUCACUCUUCCAGUACCCAGACCUGCGACACAAGAUCCGCAGCCUGACUAUCGAAACGAAAAUCCGUGGGAUGUGCAUAGGACCGAACACUAUCCCAGCACUCGAGCCUUCGUUACUAGCCAAAGCCAUAAGCCACAUCAGCACAUUAGCCAUCGAUCCUCUGACGAAACAGCAUUUCACCGACUCCCUGCACGCCGGAAACGAAUACGACGGGCCCAGCAUCCUCCUCAGCCUCGUCAUGACUAUGCUACCCAAUCUACAGGAACUGUAUCUCGGGGGCUCGGUACUGUACAACUUCCCUUUUCUCCAACCCCUGCUCUACCAUAGCAGCCUCUUUCCAGCCCACACGCCUGAUCUAGGGCCUCUCCUCCCUCUCUUCAGCCACAAACUCACCGUACUCGAAUUGCCCAACGACUUCCGCACGUCGCCUUCCGGCAGAUCUGACUAUCGAGGCUCUGUGUAUGGUAUCCCGAAGUACUUUCCCGCGUUGCGCACGCUCGUGCUGCCGAGUGAUAACGUGGUAUAUGCGUACUACAAAGAAGUCGUGCCGUCAAAACUCGAACGGCUUAUCUUGACCGACUGUCUCGGUAGAGAGGCAGAAAGGUGGGUGAAGCACGUAGCCAGGGCAAAGACAACGCUGUUUCCCAACCUGGCAAAAGUGAGCUUGUAUCACUGCUACCCUGGAAAUGCCGCUAAAAUGGCGUCGCGGGAGUUUAUGAAAGAGAUGGGUAUAUUGUCAGUCUACCAGUAUAUUCCCGACUUUUAUGACUGGACUACUCAUGAGUAUUUCCAUCCUUGGCUGUAUAGUGGUGACGAGCUUGAUCUUUCGGCGGCGACCAUGGAUGAGAAAGAGCGUAAGUGGAAUAAGGUUGAAAGGGAUGAGAAGAAGAAGCGAGAGGCUAGGAAAAUUGCAUGGGGCGGAGUUACAGGUGGGCGGAACCACACGAAAUCGUAG